This is a messenger RNA of Durotheca rogersii, 875 nucleotides long. RefSeq lists its product as uncharacterized. The transcript is spliced from 2 exons. The record is from RefSeq and is a predicted model, not a curated record. The coding region runs from base 220 to 768 and encodes 182 amino acids. NCBI's taxonomy places the organism in Eukaryota, Fungi, Ascomycota, Sordariomycetes, Xylariales, Xylariaceae.
GAGACCAUCUCAUUAACGUCCCACCCCAGGGGUUGGCUGGCGUCGAACUAGCCUUGGCUGUGUCCUGCCAGCAUGGCACGUCGUAGCAUCUCGUCUUUACGUACUCUGUAGUAGAAUCCCCUCACUAUCGCCCAUCCGGCAUCGAGUGUAAAAGAGCCUCCCCAGCCUCAGGGCCUGCCCUAGAACGUAGGUAGGUAAUAUGUGUGCAUAUACGUCUAUAUGAACGCAUCGUCGACGACGCCCAGAGCCGCAAGGACGCCAGCCAUGUCACUGCCCCCCCCCCCCGUAACCAGAAGGCCCUUAGGAGGGCCUCGGCAAUGGUCAGCUAGCCUUCCAAUCCUCGCUCGGGGGCUUGGACGCUGGUCAUUCUCUCCAAUUGAAGACGGUCGUUCUCUUGGGAACUUCAUUCUCGCCUUCUUGGUCCUUCUUGUCACUUUCUUGUCCGUCGUGAUUUGUCACUGCGGUAUUCCCUUUUUCUCUCAUCUCUGCUUCUCUUCGUUGUUGGCACCCGACUGGUCGGUUUUCGGCAUUUUUUUCUUAUUCUCUUUUUUUCUUUUCUCCUUCCGUACUGUUAUACUUAAUCUCCGAGGCCUGUUGCCGUCGUCGCUGUCGCUGUCGCUGCUCGUUUUCCGGAUUCGGGAUAUUACCUAUAUCCCAAAAAGGAUUUACACACAUGCGCAGCACACACACACACACCCUACCCACUCACACUUAACACGGCAAAGCUGUAUCGAGGCUGUCGAGGCACACGAGACGAGUGGAGGUUAACACGGGAGCUGCUGGGUCAGCCACGGAUCGACCGCUGUGAACGACAGAGAUUUUGUGCGCCACGCCAAUCAUUGGAAAUUUCUCGAAUACUGGUCUUUCCGUCUCUC